Molecule: messenger RNA, 954 nt
Organism: Prorocentrum cordatum
Lineage: Eukaryota; Dinophyceae; Prorocentrales; Prorocentraceae
Source: the annotation of a GenBank genome assembly
AUGAUGGCGUGGAGCAUGCAGGCACAGAUGGUGGAGCAGUGGGGCAAACCCUCGGAUUUCCAAUUGUCAGACCCGCAGAGUGACUCUUUCAUGCUCAAGAGGUUGAUCUUGGACACCAAUCCGUAUUUCCUCGCCUUCAGUGGUUGCUUCAUCGCGCUUCACAUGUUGUUCUCGAUGCUAGCGUUCAAGAACGACGUUCAGUUUUGGAGAAACAACGAGUCCAUGGAAGGGCUGUCGGCCCGGAGCAUGAUAGUGUCUUUCGUUUGCCAGUUGAUCCAAUGUCUUUAUCUCUUGGACUCGCAAGAGGCUUCUCGUCUAAUCCUCUUCCAAAUUGUCUUGGAGCUGGCGUUAGCCACAUGGAAACUCCGCAAGGCGGUGAAUCUAGAGCUGAAGCCGAACUUCCCUUUCAUUUCAAUGGGGAGCCAGGCUGGAUAUGAGAGCGCCGGCACCAACAAGUACGACGAGGAAGCAACUCACUACAUGUUUUCUGUGUUGACUCCAGUCUUCGUAGGAUACGUUAUUUGGUCAGCCGUCUAUGGUAAGCAUCGUGGCUGGUACUCCUUCUUCGUGAGGUCGGCGGCCGGCGGCAUGUACACCUUCGGCUUCAUCAUGAUGACCCCGCAGCUCUACAUCAACUACAAGCUGCAGUCAGUUGACCACCUACCAUGGCGAGCGCUGACCUACAAGGCAAUGAACACUUUCGUCGACGACGUCGCCGCGUUUCUCAUCGAUAUGCCGAUGAUGCACCGGCUUAGUUGCUUGCGCGACGACGUAAUAUUCUUCAUUUACAUCUACCAGAGGUGGAAAUACAGGGUCGACAAGACCCGCCCAUCGGCGUGGGUGGACUCUUCUCCCGAGGCCCUGGCCGCCGCGGCGGCGGCGGCGCCCGGGGAGGGGGCGGCCGCGGCCGCGGAGCCGCCGGCGGAGACGGCGGCGGCGCCAGGGCCAGGGGCA